Molecule: messenger RNA, 930 nt
Organism: Marasmius oreades (fairy-ring Marasmius)
Lineage: Eukaryota; Fungi; Basidiomycota; Agaricomycetes; Agaricales; Marasmiaceae
Exons: 7
Coding region: 1-930 (309 amino acids)
Biological process (GO): Golgi organization
Cellular component (GO): membrane; endoplasmic reticulum; endoplasmic reticulum-Golgi intermediate compartment
Source: RefSeq, a predicted model, not a curated record
AUGACCUCUCGCAUCAAUAUUGCUCGCCCCCAGCAAGGUUUUAGUCCAGAUCCACAUGGUCUUUCUAACUCACGACCCUCCUCUGGUUAUCGGUCAGCGAAUCCCGACGAUCCAGUCGAGAAACUCCGAGCGCUUGGCAAGCAAGUCGAAGACCACGUAGAAAUUUACUCUCAGCCCUUGAAGCCCCAUUUGCCGGCAAUUGGUCGCUUUUUGAUUGUGGUGACAUUCAUGGAGGAUGCGUUGAGAAUUAUGACCCAAUGGGGUGAUCAAAUUUGGUAUAUGCAGAAUCAUAGACACUUUCCAUGGGGUCUUUCCCACUUGUUUCUGCUGAUGAAUGUCGUCGUUAUGCUUAUUGGCUCGUUCGCUGUCGUCACCAAACGUCACACGGAAUAUGCUGUUGCAGGCCUUUUAUCUGUCGUGGUCAUUCAAGGAUUCGGCUAUGGUCUCAUUUUUGACCUAACUUUCUUCCUACGGAACCUGAGUGUCAUCGGUGGUCUUCUUAUGGUGUUCAGUGACUCUAUGGCAACUCGUAAGAAGAUGUUUGCUGGUCUUCCCUCUAUAAGUGAAACCGACCGCAAGAAAUACUUCCUACUCGCUGGCCGUGUUCUCUUGAUCUUCCUUUUCCUCGGGUUCAUCAUUCAAGGAUCAUGGAGUAUUGUGCGGGUGUUCGUAUCCAUCCUGGGCUUAGUCGCUUGUACCAUGGUUGCCGUCGGAUUCAAGGCCAAAUGGUCCGCCAUUUUCCUCGUUGUGGUUCUGAGUAUUUUCAAUGUCUUCGCCAACAAUUGGUGGAGUGUUGCGUCGGCUCACCCUCAGCGCGAUUUCUUGAAAUAUGACUUCUUCCAGACCCUUUCUAUCGUUGGUGGGCUUAUCUUACUCGUCAACAUGGGACCCGGUGGUUUCUCGGUGGACGAGAAGAAGAAAACGUACUAG